This is a messenger RNA of Diatraea saccharalis (sugarcane borer), 2092 nucleotides long. The record is from the annotation of a GenBank genome assembly. NCBI's taxonomy places the organism in Eukaryota, Metazoa, Arthropoda, Insecta, Lepidoptera, Crambidae.
GGAACUAAAGAAAAGGUUGUUGUGCAGUGUUUUAAAGAAAUUUUCGAUUUACUUUUAAAGAAAUCUAAUACCUUAACUUAUAAUAUUUAAAUUGAUCUUGUCUAUAAAAGAUUUAUAUUGUGAAGAAUUAUGUUAUAUUGAAUUAUUUUUACUUUACUUUGCAAAUUUUGCUUAUUUCGAAAGUUUGUUUACAUUUUACUACACAUUUUUGGUUAUUAAACUCUCUCUGCUGAAUUUAUUUAUAAUAAAUAUGAACGAAGAGAAAAAUAAUACAAAUGUGUAUAAGAAAAGAAAUAAAAAGAAACGUAUAAGUUUCGUGGCUAAAGCGAAAAGAGGGCAAAUGGGUGGCGGUACACGUUUGCCUGAGGAUUUGUAUCAAUAUUUUGCUGGAAUACUUGAUGCUAUCAAACAUGACGUCGAUGAAAAAGGUACCCUAGUCAACAAUGUAUUAAAAAGGACAAUAGGUGAAGAGCUAAAUGUUGUCGGGAACCAGCUCGGGUCUAGACUCGUUGAAAUAUUGCUACCGUUUGCAUCUGCUGAAGAUUUGGAGAGAUUCAUAGACAUACUUUCACCAGAGUUACGUAGACUCUGUUCUGAUAGCUUCUCUAGUCAUGUUGUAGAAAAAUUAUUAAGAGUAUCAUGUUGUAGAGCUACAGAAAACUUACAAAAUGAAGAUUCUGAGGAAACAGAGCCUAAAAAGAAGAAAAAGAAAAAUGAUGUGAAACCUGAUUAUAGUGAAGAACAUAUAAAGAAAUGUUAUAACUUCACAAUAAAAAUGUGUAAAUAUGCACUUAACAAUUUAGAAGACUUUGUUUGGGAUAACUAUGCCAACCACAUCUUGCGCAGUGCUAUCAAGAGUUUAAGUGGCAUAACACUACUUCCUGAUGAAAAACCUGAAGUAAAUAUGUUCGAAAAGACAAAGAUUAAGCAUAAUAAAGCUAUAACACCACUUGGUACAACGGUCACAAGUUUAGAAUACAAAGUGGUCCCUGAUGAAUUUAAAGAAUUGGUGAAGGAGUUUGCAACCAGAUUAAUGGCUUGGCCACAAUUCAAAGAUUUGCCUUAUCAAGUUUUGACAUCGGCAUUAAUACAAGUUUUGUUGUAUGCAAUCAAAAAUGUAGAUAGUUCUAUCACAAAAAAAAUAAUAAAGAAAUUACUGGAUGAAAGUUUUGCACCGGAUGAUGGUGAGUCGAGAGAGACUCCUGUGACAGCUGAAAGCAAGUUGCCACCAGUGUUUGAUAGUGAAGCAGCUAUUAGAUUAUUAGAAGCAGCAUUGUUUCUAGCUAACAAUAAAAUGUACACACGGAUAUAUGAAAAGUGUUUUGUUAACCGACUCUGCCAGCUGGUCUCUGAACGCAAAACCGCUAUUGUUGUGCAGAAACUCAUUGAUGGAUGUCAAGUCAAGGAAAUGUUCGAACCGAUUUUCGACGAGUUGAGUGGCAGUUUCGAGUUGUUAUUGUCAACUGAUAAAUGCAGCGUUCUAGCGGCCCUCGCCAGGACGUGCGUCAGAUUACGAGCCCGACAGAACCAGUUUAUUAUAAGCUUAGAAGGUGCUUUAAAGUGUACGUCUGAGAAUCAAAAGUAUUUCUCAGUUCUGUGUCUGAGAUUGUCGCAGGCUGAUCAGUUGCAGGUCAAUAACCUCAGCAAAGAGUACUUCGUCUCCAUGUACGGAUCACUCAUACUGCAGUCGAUAUUAUAUUUUCAGCGUCCAGCAAAAGCCGUGAAUAGCCUACUGGAGCUGAGCAGCGAGGAGUUGAUGAUUAUCCUGCAGGAUUCUAAAGGAUGUCAUGUGGCUGAAGCAUUCUGCAAGUCAACAUGCGUUGGAGCUAAAGCUAGGGACAAAUUCGUAUGGAAACUAAAGGGUUGCUACCAGAAGCUGGCUAUAUCACGAUACGGCUCGAUAGCCAUAGAGCAUAUAUUCGCAGCUGUUAGUGAUGAUCAGAAAGUGCAGAUCAUGUCUGAGCUGGCGGACAAGAGUGGUCUCCUCAAUAGCACCAACUAUGGACGACUGGUAGCCGAUAAACUUGACGUAGCUACCUUCAGACUGUCACAGAAGAAAUGGGAGCAGGUUAGAUUGAAAAUAAAGCAAUAA